GAUGCUUUGAUUUACACGUUUCUUAUGAUGUGCGUUUUUCGCGAGUUUAUGUGUGGGAAUGAAACUAUUGAUGAAUGGGCGUAUCAAUGGAAUCAAAGUUUACCAAUUUUUCCUGAGUGUGAAGUCAAUAUUGUGUUUCCUAUAGCCCUUGUUACCUUCGCGGUUUUCACGUUUCUCCCCUAUUUUAUUUCACUCGUAGUUUCAAAAUCUAAAUCUAGUCGUUUACCAUCUUGCUUAUACUUGUGUAAAUUGGACCUAACUUUUCUUUGUUUGAUUUUGAAUGCUAUUCGCGUCCUUUAUAUUGUAUCCGAAACAAGAGACUUCUUUAUUGGAUCAUAUAUCGGUUCCUUGUCUAUUUCUGUUUCCUUGCUUUUAUACAUCGCUGUACUGCACUAUGAGCGCAAACGGAAUUCUUUGAACUCCGCAGUUUGCUUCUUCUACCUAAUAUUACUGAAUUUUGUGUGGAUAUGCAGAUGUUGGAACCAUACUGUGUUUUAUAUAAAGCACUAUUCUACGAUUCCAAUUAUAUCAUCAUCGAAUAUUACAACAACUGAUUAUAACACCUCUACUACUCUCCCCGCUGAGAAUUCUUCGAGUCCAGUUACUUGGAGUGAGGAAAGUUUUGUCCACAUUUUGGACUAUACAAAUUUGCUUGUUUCAUUGAUCAUUUUCAUAUUGAAUUGUAACUCAGAACGUCACCAAUGCUUGAAAAAGAACAAAGUUAUUCUAAUUGAUAAACAUUAUCCAAUAGUCGGUGUAAAUUAUGAAAGCGCUGAGAUUCAUGAAAAAGAUAUUUUGAAACAGUCAACUGAUAAUCAUGAAGAAACGUUCAAAGAUGAGAAUUUAGAGUUACAAAAGCUACAGGCAAAAUCUCCUGAAAAGGAUUGUUCAUUCUUAACACGAAUAACCUACGCUUGGUUUACAAGGUUGAUUGUAAAAGGAUUUCGUAAACCACUGGAAUUCAAAGAUUUAUGGCGAUUAGAUUCAGAACAUCGUUCAGCUUACAUUUCAAAAAUAUUCUUAGCCAAUUUAGACAAACAUUUAGUGCCUAACAAGACAGCUAAUUCCUAUCUUGAAAGACGUCGUACAUCCAUGGGGAACAGUGUUUGUGAUCCUAAUUUAGAAUCAUCAGAGAAUGAAUUACGGCGCAAGUCGGCACAGAGUAUCCUAGGCAUUGGUCUUCCUCAACACAACAAACAUUUAUACAAGUCUGGAUUGACAAAUAAUUAUGUAGAUGAGACAACAACUGUUCGAAGAGCUAGUGAAGGCUUUUAUUUACUUAAUAAAGGAUCACUUGACAAGUCUUCGUCAUCUCUGCUUAACAGUAAUAACUGUGAUGUUAGUAAUCCAGAUCUACUUCCAAUAAAUAAUCGUUUGGAACACAAGGUUGGAUCUACGCAUUUAACUGAUAUUGAAGUUCACUCAAAGUCUGAGGAUCCCCCAGUUAGUGCAAUUAAAGGUCAUGAAAAAGAUGCACCUUCAAGACGAUCUGUACGCAUACGUGUUGGUCCAAAGCCGGAAUAUAUUCCAGAAUUGUCAGAAAGUCAUAGUGAUUCAAUGAUUUUUACUCCAGCAAAUGAAAACUCAGAGUUUUGUAUGAAGAAAGUCGGGAACAAAACAGCACUGACUAACAAUAAUGCUGUUUUAAAGAAUGACAAUCAGUCAGUUGAUCAGAAAAUCUCUCUGUCGGAAUUCAAAACAAAGGGUGUAAGAAGUUCAGUUGAAUUCGAUGUAUCUGUGAAACCUCAGUCGAAAUUCAAACCUUUCCAUUUUUGUUUUAUCAAUAAAAGAAGAUUUGGUCUUAUAGGUGCAUUAUUCGCCACUUAUGGAAAAACAUUACUGUGGUCAGCAUUUCUAAAGUUGAUAUACGAUAUUCUAGUGUUUGUAAAUCCGAUAUUAUUAAAGUUAUUAUUAAAAUUCCUACAGAAUGUUCAUUCAGAACCAAAAUGGCAUGGAUAUUUAUAUGCUAUAGCCAUAUUCAUUGAUACAAGUGUACAGUCACUUAUACUACAAUGUUAUUUCCAUGUUGUCUUCAGUCUUGGAAUGAAUAUAAAAACAGUGAUUACUGCAGCUGUCUACAGGAAAAGUCUAAGAUUGAGUAAUAAAGCCCGAUACAAGUCGACCACUGGACAGGUCAUGAAUUUAAUGUCAUCCGACGCCCAACAGUUUGUUCAACUUAUGCCAUUUAUAAACAUUUUGUGGUCAGGACCAUUUCAAAUAACAAUUUCCAUGGUAUUGCUUUGGAGAGAAUUAGGCCCUGCUGUUCUUGCGGGUGUUGGCGUUUUGUUACUCCUGUUGCCUAUUAAUGUUCUGGUUGCACGUCGAUCGAAAUUCUUUCAAGAGAAAAAAUCUUCAAAUGCAGAUAGCCGAAUUAAGCUGAUAAAUGAACUAAUGAAUGGUAUACGAGUUUUAAAACUCUACGCCUGGGAACCAUCAUUCAUGAAGGAGAUUACUCGUAUCAGAAAUCUGGAAGUUAAAUAUUUACGCAAAUUCACAUAUUUACAGUCCAUUUCAUUUUUAUGGCACUGUUCGCCAUUCCUGGUGGCGAUUUCCAGUUUCGGGGUGUAUAUAUUAACUUCGGAGAAAAAUAUUCUGGAUGCACAGAAAGCAUUUGUCUCUUUAUCUUUAUUUAAUAUCCUUCGAUUUCCGCUAUUCAUGUUCCCGAUGAUCAUAAGCAGCUUAGCACAGUGUCAUGUUUCAGUUGGGCGUUUAACUAAAUUUCUAGCCAGUGAAGAACUUGAUUCACAAUCCUAUUCAAAAGAAGAUACACCUGGUGUAGCUGCAGUAAUUGAACGAGGAGUAUUUGGUUGGGAUCCGGAAGAUGAACCCACGUUAACUAACAUAUCCAUUCAGUUUCCUGAAGGCCAGCUAACUACAAUCAUGGGUAGUGUUGGUUCUGGAAAAUCAAGUUUAUUGCAUGCCUUACUUGGUGAUAUGGAAAAUUUCAAUGGACGAGUUAAUGUUAAGGGUACAGUGGCCUUUAUCCCUCAGCAACCAUGGAUAUAUAAUGCCACCCUUCGGGAUAAUAUUCUUUUUCAUCGUCAUUAUGAGCCAGCUCGAUAUCAAAAAGUGUUACAGGCUUGCAAUUUGAUCCCAGAUCUGGAAAUGCUGCCUAAUGGAGAUUUGACUGAAAUUGGAGAUAAAGGCAUUAAUUUGUCCGGUGGACAAAAACAACGUGUAAGCUUAGCUAGAGCGUGCUACGCCGACGCAGAUGUAUAUCUUCUGGACGAUCCAUUAUCAGCUGUUGAUGCACAUGUGGGCUUACACAUUCUUACCCAUGUGUUAAGCCGUUCUACUGGUAUGCUGGCCUCCAAAACAUGCAUCCUGACCACCCAUAGUCCUAAAGCUCUUCCAUUCUCCGAUCGUGUUGGCCUUCUUGUUGAUGGACAGUUAGUUGAACUGGGUAAUUACAGGCAAUUACUGCAUUCACAAACAAGUCGUUUAUCUGCAUUCUUGGUGACAGCUAUACGUGCUGAGUCCGAGAAUCGAUCAGAUUCACCGAAAGACAUAGUAGAUGGCCCAUCAGUUGAACAGAUGGAAGAUGUACAGAAAGCAAGUAAUAUAUUCCUUAAUACUGACUCACAAGAACCGCUUUCAUACCUGUCUGUACAUUCAAGUCCAACAUCUCAGCUUCGUCAAAGAACUCAGUCGGAAACUCAUAGUAUAGAUCGUCACAGUAAUAUACGAUUUUCAAACUUAACCUCAACAACAAUGUCUCAAAAAUCAGAAAGAUCAUCUAUAGCAGUUACUGAAAAGAAACAUGUAUCUGAAGAAGAGCAAAAACCCGAUCCACAUACAGCUCAACUAGAGAAAGCUCUAACUGGUCGAAUUAAACUCCAGGUGUUUUUAACAUAUUUUAAAAACAUUGGUCUCUUUUAUGGUUUAUUAAUGCUAAUAUUUUACCCGGCUAAUCAUCUUGCAUCAUUGGGAGGGAAUUUGUGGUUAGCUGAUUGGUCGAAUGAUGGUGUUAACUAUCGAAAUCUAACUGAUCGUCUGCUGAAUGCAUCCAGUUGGACAGGAUCAAUAAAAGACUCACAAUAUGAAAGUGAUAUACAACAGUUUUAUGCUCAACGUAAUUAUCGACUUUCGAUUUAUGCACUACUUGGAUUUGUUCAAGUUUUGUUUGCAAUGUGUUCCAUAUAUACUUUGGCUGUUGGUCAUUUGGGAUGUGUUGUUCGACUGCAUAGUCGACUAUUGAGCUAUGUGCUGCAUGCACCAGCGACAUUCUUUGACUUGGUACCUCAUGGUCGUAUUGUCAACAGAUUUUCGCAAGAUAUUUCAACACUGGAUAAUCCUUUAAUGGUAACACUGAAUAGUACACUGAAUUGUGCACUGACUUGCUUUCUGACACUGUGUAUUGCUUGUACACUUAAUGCAUUCAUGAUCAUCCCAAUUUGUUUGCUUACAAUACUCUACCUCUUGAUUCAGAAUUUAUAUGUAACCAGUUCAAGGCAACUGAAGCGUCUAGAAUCAAUCAGUUUAUCGCCGAUAUUUUCACACUUUUCUGAAACACUUUCUGGUGUUGACAGUAUCCGGGCAUAUAAACUAACUGAGACGUAUAAAACAAUCAGUUCUACUCGACAAGACUUAAACAAUUCAGCAGUUUAUGCUUCAAUUGUAUCUCAGAGAUGGCUAGCAGUUUUAUUAGAACUUGUUGGAAAUUUAGUUAUCUUAGCUGUAGCUAUACUAUCAGUUUCUGCUCAAGGCUAUCUAUCAGCUGGUUUCUCCGGUUUGGUAAUCACUUACGCGUUAAGUUUAAAUCAAACUCUAAAUUGGCUUGUACGUAUGUUUUCAGAAUUGGAGACAAAUAUUGUCUGUGUUGAACGAAUACACGAGUAUUCUUCUAUAGAACAAGAGGCACCAUGGGAAUUGGAUUGUAAAUAUUUACCAGCUAACUGGCCUGAAGGUAGAAUUGAGUUCGUCAAUUAUUGUACAAGAUAUAGGCCCGAGUUAGAUUACGCCCUACAAUCAAUUAGUUUCACGGUUGAAAAAGGCGAAAAAUUGGGAAUCGUUGGUCGCACAGGUUCUGGAAAGUCUUCACUUGUACUUGGACUGUUUCGUAUGCUUGAAGCAGCUGAAGGUGAAAUUCGUAUCGAUGGUUUUGACAUUUCUAAACUGGGUUUACAUGAUCUGAGAAAUCGAUUAACACUGAUACCUCAAGAUCCUGUUCUCUUCUCAGGUACACUGCGUUUUAAUUUAGAUCCAUUCAGUCAUUAUUCAGAUGACGAUAUUUGGAAGGCAUUAGAAUUAGCCAACCUGAAGCCAUUUAUAAAAGAAGCUAAUAAUGGUUAUCUUGGCUUAGAUAUGAUAAUUUCAGAAGGUGGAUCGAACAUAAGCCUUGGUCAGCGACAGUUAGUCUGUCUUGCAAGAGCUCUACUUCGGCAUACAUCAAUUCUUGUGCUGGAUGAAGCUACAGCUGCUGUGGACAUGUUGACAGACAGUUUAAUUCAAGAGACAAUACGUAAAGAAUUUUCAUCAUGCACUGUGUUGACUAUCGCACAUCGAUUGAACACUGUCCUUGAUUAUGACCGAGUCCUUGUUCUUGAAGAUGGUCAAGUUAAAGAACUUGACAGCCCAAAAGUUUUACUACAGAAUAAAAACUCAAAAUUCUAUGCCUUAGCCAAAGAUGCACAUAUUGUGGAAUGAUUGCCUCGAUCUUCGUCUUAAUAAGAAUUAUGAUUCAGAUAACAGAAGUGAUCAUUUACUAAAGAGAAGAACAGCUAUUUAUAAAACUUUGAUUCUAUUCAACAUUCCUUUCGUCUUUAACAAAUAUUUUACAGGAUAAAUUAAAAUGUGAAAUUUUAGAGAGAAAAAAAAACAGUCACGUUUCUAAUCAUGUAGGGUUGAUCAUUGUAUGCAUUAUCUAUUCUGCUUCAGUUUUAUUUCCCAUUUGCGCCGUUUCAAUCAAACAGACAUGUAGGAGUGGAAAACAGAUAAAUGAUAAUGAAAGAUUCCUAUUCUCAAUUUUUACGCCUCGUAGAUUGCAAAUAUAUAUCCAUGCAUGUUUUUUAUCCUUUUUAAUUGCUAACGUACACACACACCAAUGAAAUUUUUCCAUACCCUUUCUCCAUUUGUAAUUAUUGUGUCCACUUUAAUUCCACGUUCGUUCUUGUAUGAUUCGUUGUUGUCGUUGUUUUUUUUCACCUGUGUUAUAAAAUCGUUAAAUGAAUUGUUCUCACUUUGCUACUACUCGCGAUACUGUACCGGUAUUCAAAAUCGGUUAGUUGUAAUAAUUAUUUCACCGUCUUCCUAUUUCCUAUGUGAUGGGCUUCGCAGUGUCCUUCAAUCUUUCAAACAUGAUCA
Trichobilharzia szidati is the source of this 6303-nucleotide messenger RNA. The record is from the annotation of a GenBank genome assembly. NCBI's taxonomy places the organism in Eukaryota, Metazoa, Platyhelminthes, Trematoda, Strigeidida, Schistosomatidae.